AUGUUUUCCAUCCGAAGCCUGCCAACAAUGCGAUACAGGGAAGUGGCUGAGGAAGAUGGAAUUGAGGACAUGACACAACUGGAAGAGCUCAGUGAGGCUGCCGUGUUGUUAAAUCUGAGGAAAAGGUUUGACCAGGAGCUAAUUUAUACCUAUAUUGGCAGUAUCCUGGUGUCUGUGAAUCCUUACAGGAUGUUUAAUAUCUACGGGACAGAUAUGGUGCUGCAGUAUGAGGGACACGCCCUGGGUGAAAACCCUCCUCACCUUUUUGCUAUUGCAAAUAUUUCUUACACUACGAUGAUGGAUGCCAAACAGAACCAGUGCAUUAUUAUCAGUGGGGAAAGUGGCUCAGGCAAGACAGAAGCUACCAAGCUUGUGCUGCGAUACUUAACAGCAAUACAUCACAAACGCAACAUCACACAACAGAUUCUUGAAGCAACUCCCCUGUUAGAAUCAUUUGGAAAUGCCAAAACUGUACGGAAUGAUAACUCAAGUCGGUUUGGGAAAUAUGUGGAGAUCUUUUUGGAGGAGGGUGUGAUCAGUGGUGCCAUAACCUCACAGUAUCUACUUGAGAAGUCCAGGAUUGUGUUUCAGGCCAAAAAUGAGAGAAACUAUCACAUUUUUUAUGAAAUGCUUGCCGGCCUUCCUUCUCAGCAGCGGCAGUCAUUCUACCUUCAGGAAGCAGAGACCUAUUAUUACCUCAACCAGGGUGGGGACUGUGAGAUCCCGGGAAAGAGUGAUGGGGAGGAUUUUCACAGGCUCAUCGGCGCCAUGGAGAUCCUAAAAUUCACUGCUGAAGAUCAGGACAGCAUCUUUAGGGUCCUGUCCUCAAUCCUGCACCUGGGGAAUGUGUUCUUUGAGAGAUAUGAGGCUGAUUCCCAGGAGGUGGCAUCAGUGGUGAGUGCUCAGGAAAUCCGUGUUGUGGCUGAACUGCUCCAGAUCUCACCAGAAGCACUGCAGAAAUCAAUCACCUUCAAAGUAACGGAAACUAUGAGAGAGAAGAUAUACACUCCUCUGACAGUGGAAAGUGCAGUUGAUGCCAGAGAUGCAGUUGCCAAGAUCUUGUACUCCCUUCUGUUCAACUGGCUCACAGACAGGAUAAACAGGCUGGUUUAUCCAAGAAAUGAAGCUUUGUCUAUCUCCAUUCUGGAUAUUUAUGGAUUUGAGGACCUUACCUUUAACAGCUUCGAACAGCUUUGUAUCAACUAUGCAAAUGAGUAUCUGCAGUUCUUUUUCAAUAAGAUUGUAUUCAAGGAGGAGCAGGAUGAAUACAUUCGAGAACAGGUCAACUGGAAUGAAGUGACAUUCAGUGACAAUCAGGCUUGUAUCGACCUCAUUGCCUCAAAGCCCCAUGGGAUACUUAGAAUAUUGGAUGAUCAGAGCUGUUUCCCCCAGGCCACAGACCACACCUUCCUUCAGAAGUGUCACUAUCACCAUGGCAACAAUCCAUUAUAUGCAAAGCCAAAGAUGCCCCUGCCCGAAUUCACCGUAAAGCACUAUGCAGGAAGAGUCACUUAUCAGGUCCACAAAUUCCUGGACAAAAACUACGAUCAACUUCGCCAGGAUGUUCUCGAUCUAUUCAUCCAAAGCAAAAACAGGAUGGUGGCAAGCCUCUUCAUGAACCAUGCUGAGUUCCUCGGCCAGCAGAAGUCCCUCUUGAGGAAGAACAGCACCGUAACCCGACGCUACCAACCCUCCACGGUGGCUGCCAAGUUCCAGCAGUCCCUACUGGAGCUGGUGGAGAAGAUGGAGAGGUGCAACCCAUUUUUUGUACGCUGCAUAAAGCCAAACAAUAAAAAGGAGCCUGGUGUAUUUGAGGUGGAGUUGGUCAGCACCCAGUUACGUUACUCUGGCAUCUUGGAAACAAUUCGCAUCAGGAAAGGAGGCUACCCUAUCAGAAUCCCAUUUGAAACCUUCCUCAACAGGUACAAGGCCCUGCUGGGGCUACGACAGCCGCCUCCCCCAGAUGGAGAAAACUGCGUCAUAAUGCUGAAGAAGCUCUGUCCUGUCAAGAAAGGGUCAUAUCAGGUGGGAGUCACCAAGCUCUUCCUGAAAGAGGAGCUGCACCAGCUGCUGGAGAGCAAGCGGGACCGCGUCAGGCAUGUGGCAGCCAUCACCCUGCAGCGUUACGCUCGCAUGUUCUUCGCCCGGCGGAACUUUGUGAACUUCCGCAUGAAGAUCAUCAGGCUGGAGGCCCACUGCCGAGGUUACCUCACCAGGAAACGCUACAUGAAGAUGAGGCAAAGCCUGGUCAAAUUCCGCUCUUUAGUCCUCAUGUAUGUCAACCGCAAGAGGUACAUCAAGAUGAAGCUAGAGUCUUUGAGACAAGCAGAAGAAGAAAGAAUGCGAAUUGAAAUGGAGCUGACAAGACGAGAAGUAGUCAACGUCACUCACCUGGCCAUUCCUGCAGAGCUAGGAGGGUUAUUGCAAGCAGCAGCAGCGGGCAGAGAGCUGCACUCGGACUGCCUCGCUCUCGUUCAGGCCCCGAAGAUUCAGGUGGAGUCUGAGCUCACACUGCCUCUGGACAUAAACAACUACCCCAUCUCCAAAUUUGUCCAGGCUCAUUUCAGGGAGCCAAAGUUUGGGAUGUUGACAGCGCCACUCCAGACACCUCUCACCCAUGUGGAUGAUGACCUAAGGCAGUAUGCUCUCAGUGUCUUCGUAAUGGUUUUGAGGUUCAUGGGGGACCCUCAUCUCAAUGGUGCUCAGGAGAACCUGUUUGGGAAUUACAUCAUUCAGAAGGGGCUGUCCAUGCCAGGGCUAAGGGAUGAGAUCCUGUCCCAAAUUGCCAAUCAAGUCUGUAAAAAUGAAAAUGCAGACAACUCAGAGAGGGGGUGGCUGCUCCUGUCGGCCUGCCUGAGUGCCUUUGCACCAUCAGAGAAAAUGGACAAGUAUCUGCUGAAGUUUGUCUCAGACUACGCCUACAAUGGCUACAAAGCCGUCUGCCAGCACAGGCUUAUUCAAGCCAUGCAGAAGUCCAAGUAUGGCCCAGAGACUGCCAGGACCUAUCCACCGUCUUUGUUGGAGUGGACAGCCAAUAGGAAAAGAGCAAAUAUGGUGUUACAAGUGCACUGCUUUGAUGGUGCGUCCUUCCUGUGUCCUCUUCACUCCUGGACAAAUGGGGAAGAUCUGGCUGGGGACAUCCUGCAGCACAGGGGGGUGUCAGAGGGCUGGAGAGGGUGGUCUGUCCUCAUGAAGGAGCAUGGUCAGUGGGUGGAGCUCGAAGGACACGAUUAUGUCAUGGACCUCAUCUCUGACCUUGAGCUGAUGCCGGACUUCCCAAAGCAGAAAUCCUUCUUCAUCAUCUCUUUUGAGGACCCAUCCAGGACAAGACCCAACGCCACCAUAAGCCUGUUUGGGACCGGCUUUGAUUCAGACGAGGACAGUCCCCUUGCUCAUGCAAUGAGACAUGCACCUCGCUCUAGCCUUCCUGACUCUGACGGGUAUUACAGCCAUGAGGCUGACAGCUUUGGGGAAGCUCCGACCCAGAAGGGCAUGGACCGCUACCUUGACAGCCUCUUUGACCCAGUGCUGUCCUAUGGCAAUGGGGAUGUGGAGAGGGCAGCCAGCGUGUCCAACAGGAUGAAGGGGGGAGGAGGGAUCGGAGGGGGGAACGGUGACAGAGAGAAGCCAGGUACCAGUGGGCCUUACACCCCAGGGUGGCAGUCCGGAGCGGUGCCAGUGCUGCCCAUGGCGGGAGGGGUCAUGCCGGCGAUGCCAGCAAUGCCGGCGAUGCCAGCAAUGCCUGUAGUCCCCACUAUGCCCGUGAUGCCUAGUGUGCCAACUGUCCCCAGGAUGCCAGGUGCAGAACAAACUGUACUGGCACAACAGCAGCAAGCCAUUAUCAACCAACAGGCACAGCAGAUGACCAUGCAGGCCAUGGCCUUAGUCAGCAGCCCUGUGACCAGCCCUCUGACAAGUCACCCCACCAGCCCGCUCAUGAGCCCACCAACCAGCCCUCCGACCAGCCCACUGAUCAGCCCCUACGCCAACUACCCUGCUAGCCCCUACGCCAGUCACCCUACUAGUCCCCAGACUCAACACAGCCCACCCAAGAGUUUGACCCCCCUGCCCCGAGCCAACAUAUCCACACCGAUCAAAACAUCAAAAGGCAGCCUUUCUCGCAAGAAGGCACCUGCUCCUCCUGUGAAAAAGGAGAAACCGGCCCCGCAGAAAAUAGGCCCCAGCCGAACUGCACCGCCUGGAGAAGUGGUGAAGUCCUCCAUUACCAACUCAGAGCACAUAGUGCCAAGCCACAACAUCAAGGACAUUAUUAAACACUACCAGACACCUCCCCCAGAACAGCCAGUAGAGAUAAAAAGGAGGGAGGGGAAAGUGUUUGUAAAGAAGAUGGACCCCCACGAUGAAGCCAUGAUGAUCCUGAAGGGACAGAUGACCACUCAGCCCCCUCAGCAGAGAAAGCCCACUGCCAUUGCUUCUGCUGCAGCCCCAGCAAGGGAACAGAUCAGGGAGGAUGCUGGGGUGGUGAAGCCAACCAGGAGUGUGAAGGUCAAGAAGCCCCAGGCCCCAACGCCAGCGAGCAUUCAGAGGGCCCCCGGCCCCCCACCCCCACCAGUCUCCAGAGACCUUCCGGUGGAGGAGGAGACCAUUCAGACACAGUUGCACCGGAGGAGCAGUGAGGAACACUACACCUACACCAAUGUGCCCUGGAAGAUCUACCUCAGGAAGGAGGUGUUCUACCCAAAGGACAGCUUUAACAAUCCAUUAGUUUUGGAUCUCAUAUUCAAACAGAUAGUCAAUGAUACUUUUUCGGAGGCAUGUGUACGCAUCACCAAGGAGGAAAGGCUGAAAAUGAAAUCCCUGUUUGCGGAGCACAAAAUCGAGCCAAGCUCUGUCGCCCAGGAUGAGAGCGUGAAGAAGAAGAUUGUCACUGCUGCCAGGGACUCCUGGGAGAUUUACUUCUCACGCCUCUUCCCAGCCUCCGGUAGUGUGGGAACUGGAGUCCAGGUCUUAGCUGUAUCACACAGUGGAAUCAAACUGUUGAAGAUGGUGAAGAGCAGCGCUGCUGCCCCAGAUUACUUCAGAGUCCUGCGACCAUACAGCUACACAGACAUCAUGUUUGUGACAAUCCCUUCCAAAAACAUGCUGGAGUUCAACCUGACCAAUGAGAAGCUCAUUCUGUUUUCUGCUAAGGCGCCGCAGGUCAAAACUAUGGUUGACUUCUUCAUCACAGAGCUGAAGAAGGAUUCAGACUAUGUGGUGGCGGUGCGAAAUUACAUCACAGAUGACAGGACACUUCUGAGCUUUCAUAAGGGUGACAUCAUCCGUUUGCAGAUCAUGGAGGGCCUGGAUGAAGGCCACUAUUAUGGCUGUGUUGUGAGAAAGAAGGUGAUGUUCCUGGAGGAGUUAAAGAAAGACACACCUGACUUUGGCUGGAAGUUUGGAGCGAUCCAUGGACGUUCAGGGAUCUUUCCUGUGGAGUUUGCCCAGCCGGUAGCCGCUCCUGACUUCAUAAACCUGCCCAUGGACAGGAAGGAGGAGCCCAAGAACAAGCAGGGAAAGGUGGCUGCGUCUGCUGCGGUGGCUGUGGCUGUGGGCUCGGCUGUGGCAGCCUACGAACUGGAUCGCACCAUUGAGGUGGCUCCCAACAGCAGUGAAUUUACAGAUGGAUACGGAGAUCACAGCAACAUGGGGAUGGAUGAGGCUAUGCUGCAGGACAGCCAGUACAACCUGGUGGAGUUUGCCAAGAAAUACUUCAGAGAGGCCCAGAGGACAAAAAGUGAUUCAUUUAAACAGAAAUCAAAGAAGGGCAAGGAUUCCAGAGAACCAUCAGACAUGGUGAAAUAUUCCAAGACACCAAUUCAGGAGUCCUUGAUAGAUUUCACAGAUGAAAAUAUGAACAAAGUGGCAGCAGAAAUUUUCCUGGCUGUGAUGAAGUUCAUGGGAGACUAUCCUCUCAAAGGUCAGACGGAGCAAGACGUCAUCUGCAUGUUUCUAAGGCUCAUUGGAGAAUAUGGAUUGAUGAAGGAUGAGGCUUACUGUCAGGUCCUCAAGCAGAUCACUGCCAACACCAGCUCCAAAGCGGACAGCUGUCAGAGGGGCUGGAGGCUGUUGUACAUUCUCACAGCCUACUACCGCUGCUCAGAGGUACUGAAGCCCUUCCUGUUUAAGUACCUGCAGGAUGUCUGCAAGAGCCCCGGGGUCCUCUUCCAGGGAAUUGCUAAAGCCUGUGAGCAGAACCUGAGGAAGACGCUCCAGUAUGGUGGACGCACUGUAUUCCCCAAUACGAUGGAGCUGAAGGCCAUGAUGGCUGGCCGAAGCUCCAAGCGGCAGAUGUUUCUCUUUCCUGGAGGAACUGAGCGUCACUUGAAAAUAAAAACAUGCUCAAUUGCUUUUGAUGUCAUCGAAGAGCUGUGUUAUGAGAUGGCUCUGCACAGAUUGGAGGCCAUGGAUGAGUAUGCCAUCUUUGUGGUCACAAACAGAGGUCAGAAUGUCCGGCCACUGAACAAGAGGGAGUACAUCUUGGAUAUUGCCACGGAGGCUGAACAAAUUGACAGUAACUAUAGCUUCUGGUUCAGGAGAGUGAUCUGGUCGCAGCCUUUGAAGUUUGACAACGAGCUCUGUGUCACCAUGCAUUUCAAUCAGGUGCUCCCAGAUUACCUGAAGGCUCUGCUCAAUGUCGUGCCCCAGGGGAAGGUCAGCGAGCAGCUUCUACAGCAGGUCUCCAAGCUGGCUGCCUUACAACACCGCGCCAAAGACAGCAUCUAUAUCCCCACCACGCGUGAAGUCCAGGACUGCAUCCCCCCUCAGCUGUAUGGGCAACAGCGCCCGCAGCAGUGGCUGAACAUGGUUACCCAGCACAUGCAGCAGGUCCAAGCACUGAGCCCUCACCAGGCCAGAGCACAGUUCCUGGGGCUGGUCAGCGCCUUCCCCAUGUUUGGAUCCUCCUUCUUCUACAUUCAGAGCAGUAGUAACAGCUCCAUUGUGGCCCCCUGCAUACUGGCUGUCAAUCAGAAUGGCCUGAACUUCCUCAACAAAGACACCCAUGAGCUGAUGGUGAAAUUCCCUCUGAAAGAGGUACAGUCCACUCGCACCCAGAGGCCCUCGGCAGGGACCAGCUUUCCUUAUGUGGAGAUCAGUGUGGGGGACCUGAUGUCCCAGCGUGUCACUCAGCUACAGCUGGAGCAGGGCCUGGAGCUGUGCCGUGUCAUUGCCAUGCAUAUGGAGAACCUGCUGUCAGUGCGGGAGAAGAGACUAACGCUGCCCCCAAGCGAGAUCACCCUGCUUUAG
Molecule: messenger RNA, 7248 nt
Organism: Megalops cyprinoides (Indo-Pacific tarpon)
Lineage: Eukaryota; Metazoa; Chordata; Actinopteri; Elopiformes; Megalopidae
Product: unconventional myosin-XV-like
Exons: 64
Coding region: 1-7248 (2415 amino acids)
Cellular component (GO): cytoskeleton; myosin complex
Molecular function (GO): protein binding; ATP binding; cytoskeletal motor activity
Source: RefSeq, a predicted model, not a curated record